Messenger RNA from Lachnellula hyalina, 1167 nucleotides. Its product is annotated as Secondary metabolism regulator LAE1. The record is from RefSeq and is a predicted model, not a curated record. Lineage: Eukaryota; Fungi; Ascomycota; Leotiomycetes; Helotiales; Lachnaceae. Gene Ontology annotation, molecular function: methyltransferase activity. The transcript has 2 exons. Bases 1 to 1167 code for a protein of 388 amino acids.
AUGGUUGGAGACCGACUCAGAGAAUACCUUUUGGAGGAAGACUCGCUGCCUGGAGACAUUGCUCUUACUGUUGACGACGACGUUCCAAUGGAGGAUGCCAGAGAGGAGUACGAGUCAAACUAUGAACGCCCAUUCCUGGACAGUGCCUCCAGGACACUUUUCCAUACCCCGCGGGAUGAUAGCGAUACAUUGAACUCCACACGCUCCCUUUACGAUUCUGAUAUUUCUUACACCACGCUUUAUCACCGACGAUACGUCAAGGAUUAUUACAUGCCAAACGACGAAGAAGAGCAGACACGCACACAAAUCUUGCACAAUGUUUUCCUCUUUAUGCUGGAUCAAAAACUUACAACUGUUCCUCUCGACAACCCUCAAAAGAUCCUCGAUAUCGGUACGGGCACAGGCGAAUGGGCAAUGGCAAUGGGGGAUGAAUAUCCUGAUACAGAAAUCAUAGGAACGGAUAUAGCCAAGAUACAACCUACUGCCGCACCACUGAAUGUCUUCUUUGAAAUCGAUGACGCAGAAGAAGAAGGCGGCUGGAUGUGGGACGAGGAUGAGUUCGACUUUAUACAUUGUCGUUCUAUGCAAGGUGCUUUCAAGGAUUGGAAACACAUAUAUACGGAAGCUUUUCAUCAUCUAAAACCGGGAGGUUGGCUCGAAAUCAUUGAUUUUGACGACCAUGAAGCUCUUUUAUCGUACUUCAAAGAUGACCCAGUGGUCAUUGAAUGGUUACACACGGUACUCGAAGCUUCGAUAUUGUCAGGAAGGCCGAGGACAGCGUUGCAUCUAGAGCCGGAGCGCUUGACCGAACUCGGGUUCGUGGAUGCCAAAAGCACAAGCAAGAUCAUACCUAUAGGAAUAUGGCCGGAUGAUCCACUUGCUCAGCAAAUUGGGAAGCAAUUCUUGGUGACACAGCUCAGUGGAAUUGAGGCAGUUUCUUUGAGACUUCUUGUGGAGACUAUGGGGUGGGAUCUGGACGAUGCGGUGAAAUUAGUUGAAGAAGCGGUCAACGCUACAAGACGUGUCGCUUUAGAUUCGGAGAAUAGUCGAGGGAUUGGGUUCAAGGCCAAGAUACUGGUGGGGAGAAAACCUGACGGCACGGAAGCAGAUGACUCCUCCACAAAGACUGUGACGAACAUGAAUGAUGAGACUGUAUCUGGUACCUAA